AUGAUGAUGGGAUUAAUACAAAAUAAUUCCUGCUCAGGCCUGAGAUAAAAUAAGCAUAUGAUAACGAGCCCCUAGGCUUAUUUGGGUCAUUUCUAGAGUAAUAUUUCCCCAAGAAAGGAUUCUCUAAAAUAAUCUCUUCAUCCUUAAUCUAGUGAUUUCGAUUUGGCCGAGAGACAUAGGAAAUCCUAAAUUAUUUGGCCCAAAGAAGCCAGAUGUAACCACAUUAUGCUCUUUAGCAAUCUGGAGAUUUCAAAAAUGUUAUAUGAUCCAUGAAGAACCCAUAGGAGCAAAUAUGGGGUCUUUAUGAUUCACCAAUACUCUCUUAAUUAUUUGCUCAAGGAAAUACUUUUCAUAAUUUGAAGAGUAUUCGAAUUUUUGGCUAGAUUCGCAUAAACUCCAAGUCCUAGUUUAUUCUGAAGAGUUUUAGGGUCAAAUCUCGCAUCUUGGACGAUACCUCUAGAAGAGUCGAAACACUCGACUGUUAGGUACGAAUAAACAAUCUGAAUUAUUUCACAAACCGCAUGAAAUAUUGACUAGUAAAUUUUUGUUGUUGUUAGACAAUAUGUUCAACACAAAAACAAGCAUAAAUUUUAGAAUUCCCUUCUGCAAUUCAGAAUGAUCAAAUCCAAUAUCUUCUUUGGUUUCAGAAGCAAGCGAACGAAUUAAUUAGGUUCGGCAUCAGCUGCCUGUUACAUCAGAUUGGAGUGGCUUGUUGUAAUUUUAAAUCAAAUUUAUCAUGAGAUGAAAUGAUCUUGUAUUAUAUACUAAUUGACAUACCCGAGAAAUGGCUAACGAUAUCAUAAAAUAUUUAUUCUAAAGAUUUCUACAAAGUUUUGGAAAGAAUUUCUUUCAUAACUCAACCCAUACACAUCCAAACAGGAUAUCCAAAAGCAGGCAAGCACCUAAAAGCUUUGUCUACUUUUAGGCAUCAUUGAAAGUAUUUAUCCUUUGAUUUUAACUCUCUAAUAAUGCUCACCAACCAAUUUCGCCGAGCUUUAAAUACCAAUAAGCUUAGUUUCAGCUGCUGGUC
Molecule: messenger RNA, 1030 nt
Organism: Moneuplotes crassus
Lineage: Eukaryota; Ciliophora; Spirotrichea; Euplotida; Euplotidae
Source: the annotation of a GenBank genome assembly